CAACCUCUUCCCACGUGUGUCUUAUAUGUUUAUUUAUUUUUUAGGCUCAUCCUCCAUUCCUCCCUACGGCUACGGUCUCCUUCGCUCCAAGCUCGCUCUCUCUCGCUCUCUCCAGUCCCAGCCACCUUUCACAGCCAGUUUUCUUUCUCCUCGCUAUCUCGCGCUCUCUAUUCCGAAAGUUUCCCUGAAACUCCACCUGCCAUCGACACUAGUCUUCUCCUCACUGAAUCCCCGACUCGCUUCCGUUUCCCGAGUCAUCUCGAUCAAUGCACUUUAGCUUAGCUUGGCCGAGCGGGGGAUUUACUAUGGAAAAUGGUUCCGUGGAGAACGGGGUGUGCUCCUCCGAAACGGUUAAUGGAAGCCGCGACAUCUGGAGCUACAAGGACUCUGAUUCAUUGUCCGUUGAUCAUCUCGUUGUCAUGGUUCAUGGAAUCCUCGGCAGCACCACAGAUUGGAAAUUUGCAGCAGACCAGUUUGUUAAAGUGCUCCCUGAUAAAGUGUUUGUUCAUCGUAGUGAAAGAAAUGUGUCUAGAUUGACUCUAGAUGGUGUGGAUGUAAUGGGAGAGCGAUUAGCCGAGGAGGUCAUUGAAGUGAUCCGGAGAAGGCCAAAUCUAUGUAAGAUCUCCUUUGUUGCACAUUCUGUAGGAGGACUUGUGGCAAGAUAUGCAAUUGGGAGAUUGUAUAGACCGCCUAAUAGGGAAAACAUGGAGGAUUCAUCUGCUGACAGACAUGAAGGGGAUUCAAGGGGUACAAUAGCCGGCUUGAAGGCUAUGAAUUUCAUCACUGUUGCUACACCUCAUCUUGGUUCAAGGGGUAAUAAGCAGGUACCAUUUCUUUUUGGUGUACCCGCUUUUGAGAAAGUUGCAAGUUCCGUUAUUCAUUUGAUAUUUAGGAGAACAGGUCAACAUCUUUUUCUGACUGAUGCUGAUGAAGGAAAGCCUCCAUUGCUUAAAUGCAUGAUAGAAGAUUAUGGUGACUGUUAUUUCAUGUCUGCAUUGCGUACAUUUAAACGUCGGGUGGCAUAUUCAAAUGUGGGCUAUGACAAUAUCGUGGGCUGGAGAACAUCAUGUAUUAGGCGUAAUAGUGAUCUGCCAAAGUGGAAGGAAACUCGUAAUGAAAACUAUCCGCAUGUUGUAUAUGAAGAGCACUGCAAGGCUUAUGAUGAUGACCAUUGUGAGCCUCCUUCAAUUGAAGAUGAUGGAUCGGACAAGCUAGAAGAGGAGCUGGUGACGGGCCUAUCUCGUGUGUCAUGGGAAAAAAUAGAUGUUAGCUUUCACAGCAGCAGACAGAGGUUUGCUGCUCAUAGCGUCAUUCAGGUCAAAGACCAAAGCAUGCAUAUAGAAGGUGCAGAUGUCAUAAGUCAUAUGAUCGAUCAUUUUCUUCCAUAGAAGCCUGACUCCUAGAUGUACACGUGACAGACUGGGUGGGCUACAAGCUUCCUUCAGGCCGAAGGGAUCCAUUCUUUUACCGCAUGGCUCACAGUCCUACAUAAAAUGUGACCACGCAGCAGUUAAAAUAUAUAUAUAUAUACAUUUUUUUUAUUUGGUAUCCUUGCAAUUUAUGUGUACAGACAGACAGUACAGUGGAUAAAAAAAAUACUCAAAAUUUAUAUAUUAAUUGAUUCUAUUCAAGCAA
Messenger RNA from Carya illinoinensis, 1635 nucleotides. RefSeq names its product lipid droplet phospholipase 1-like. The record is from RefSeq and is a predicted model, not a curated record. The transcript is spliced from 11 exons. The coding region runs from base 267 to 1388 and encodes 373 amino acids. NCBI's taxonomy places the organism in Eukaryota, Viridiplantae, Streptophyta, Magnoliopsida, Fagales, Juglandaceae.